This is a messenger RNA of Ricinus communis (castor bean), 1400 nucleotides long. RefSeq lists its product as uncharacterized. The transcript is spliced from 3 exons. Bases 223 to 948 code for a protein of 241 amino acids. The record is from RefSeq and is a predicted model, not a curated record. Lineage: Eukaryota; Viridiplantae; Streptophyta; Magnoliopsida; Malpighiales; Euphorbiaceae.
ACCCUUUAUCCAAUCUAAAACGUCUUGAACGGAAAUCUAAAUCAUCUCCGGAACCAUUUCGCUCGCUAACGCUCCAAUGGUCAGUACAGUGAGCUUUCUAGUGGCCUCUCUGUUUGCCUAUGGAGAAAAUAGCUCUCGCUAACUAACCUUAAUAAUAAGUUAAUAAUGGGUAAACCCGCUCCUUCAACGGCUAGGUAGUGGGUACCCAUAUCUCUCUCUUUUAUGCGUCUUCUGGUUACAAUGCAAACAGCAAAGCAACAAUCAUGGAAAUUAAGCAUCAAUGCCAAAUUCAACAAUGUCCAUUUCAAAUUCAACGCAAGAAAUAGAAAUCCCACUUGGAAACUCCUCAAGUUCUCUCUCUUUCUGAAGCUUCAAGAAUCUAUUUUCCAAGUGAAUACAAAAUUCAGAACUUCAAUCCCCAAGAAACAAACCUCUCUGAAAUCCAAAUGCCUCCAAUUUUUCCGUAAAUUCAAGACUUCAUCAGCAAAGAAACAACCAAUUGCAGCACAGAAAAGCCCAAUUCUUGAGAACCCAGAAAGUAAAAUUCCUUCAAGCGCACUAAAUCGGUCCACAAUAAAGGAACCAAUUUUUAGUGGCUCUUUGUUUAUUGGAACUCUUGCACUAUUGACAAAAUCAAUCUCUGAGAAGAAUCAAAAGGGAGCUAUAAUCCAUGGUUUAUCAAUCUUGUUAUUUAUGGCUUUAUAUUUCAAGAAGUAUGUGAUUAUAAAAGAUAGGACUUUGAUGGUAUUCUUGACAAUUGCACUAUUAGUUUCUGCAGUUUGGUUCCCUUAUGGGACCAAAGAUUAUUAUGUCUCCCAAAUUUUUUGGAAAAUAUGGAACUAUGUUGCCUCUUCUGGGUCCCUGUAUAUGCUUCUCCAGGUGAUUUUCUCAAGGUUCUGUCAAUCUCUUGGUGUGUCAGUUAAUGGGCCAAGUAAUUGGAUUAGUUAAAAUCUAAAUUAUACAGAGAAGACCAUAUGAUUUUUUGUUGAACGCUUGUAUUGUGGGCUACACUGUAUAAAUCAAUUCUCUUUCAUAUUUGUUUGGUUCCAACUAGCUAGGCAUAGAAAUAUUAAUGGAGUUUGUUUGGAUUUGUUUGUUAUUAUCGGGAAAUCCAAAUAGAUUGCUGAUCCUUGAUAUAACUUUUGAGCUUUUCUUAUGAUAUUUAGUGGCGAAUGUGUAGUGGGAAUUAUUCAAGGAGAUGAUGAUCUUGAAGAAUAAUUUCCUUAGUCCUCUCUAGGCUCUGAACAAUUUCUUCAUUAUUUCCCAAAUUUAAGUCAAGAACCUUGCCAAUUACUAGCAAUUCAGCCUUCCCAGAUAACAGAUAUCAUUUCAGAAUGCUUAGGUUUAUGGGAUUGGCACAACAUUUCACUCAAAAGAACAAAAACAAAAACAAAAAAGAA